Molecule: messenger RNA, 639 nt
Organism: Symbiodinium pilosum
Lineage: Eukaryota; Dinophyceae; Suessiales; Symbiodiniaceae
Source: the annotation of a GenBank genome assembly
GCACUGAACGCUAUGUACCUCUCAUUCCCGCACUUUGCCACACAACACCUGGACUCCGCGGAGGACUUCAUAGUCUUGAGCAUCCCGGCCCUGAUCUACGUCUUCAUGGCCAAUGAGAUGGCCAGGCACGUGGAGACUGCCAGCAAGCAGAGAUCCCUUGCAGCGGGCAGCGUGCUUCACUUGUCUGGUCGGAAGGUCAUGGAGGCAUGGCCAAACUUGGAGCAUGUGGUUGGCACAACCUUGCAAAGUGCUAUCGACUCAGAGGGCCCAGUUAUACUUCGAAGCAGGCUCCAGCUGGAGAGGGUUACGUAUGUUUGGAGCCAAUCCCCACCCAUGCAUGGAUCGGUGUUUUCCCCUUCUGGAUACCGAGCUCUGGCUCCUUGGGCCCACUAUGCAACUCUGAUGGCGAUUUGUCGGGCAAAAGGCAGUCUGACGCAAGCCAUCAUUAUUGUCAAUGUCAUCCUGCUAGUCAUUAUGGGCCUGAGCAGUAGCUGUCUGUGCUUGACCCUGAAGCAGGGCAUUCCUCCGCCACCCGCCGCAGUGAGGGCAGCGAUGGAAAGUCCAUCGCAGCUUGAGCUUCAGAACCAAGCCAGUUGGCAGGGGAAUGAACAUGAAGAUCACAGAAGCCGCCCUGGAUGA